Messenger RNA from Amphiprion ocellaris (clown anemonefish), 5471 nucleotides. RefSeq names its product cysteinyl-tRNA synthetase 1 (gene cars1). Lineage: Eukaryota; Metazoa; Chordata; Actinopteri; Pomacentridae. Bases 106 to 2556 code for a protein of 816 amino acids. Gene Ontology annotation, molecular function: ATP binding; cysteine-tRNA ligase activity. The transcript has 23 exons. Gene Ontology annotation, cellular component: cytoplasm. Gene Ontology annotation, biological process: cysteinyl-tRNA aminoacylation. The record is from RefSeq and is a predicted model, not a curated record.
UCUCAGAGCUGCAACAUUUUGGUUCCGCCUGUUAGCAUUAAAAUCCCGGUUCUUCUUCCGGACACGUUAUUGUUGCAUCAGCAUCCACCAUCCAGCACCGAGGCCAUGUCGACCCCAGCAGAGCCAGCCUUUGAGUUUGGCUCCUUGCUGCAGAUCAAUGAGGAGGCCGAGGCCCUGAACGACUACCUGUCCUCACGCAGCUACCUGGCCGGGUUCAGCCCCUCCCAGGCUGACCACAAAGCCUUUAAGCUCCUCCGCAGACCCCCAGAUCCACACCACGUGCACGCUCUGCGCUGGUACAGACACAUAGCAGCCCUGCAGCAGGACCUCCACCCAGACAGCAGCACUAAAGGGAAGCGAGUUCAGCCGUCCUGGUCUCCACCAGCAGGAACCGACGUUCCUCAGCUCCGUCUCUACAACAGCCUGACCAGAGCGAAGGAGCCGUUUGUUCCCCAGAGAGGUAACAGGGUGACGUGGUACUGCUGCGGUCCUACCGUGUACGAUGCGUCACACAUGGGUCACGCCAGAUCCUACAUUUCCUUUGACAUCCUGCGGAGGACGCUGAGCGAUUACUUCAAGUACGACGUCUUCUACUGCAUAAACAUCACCGACAUCGACGACAAAAUCAUUAAACGAGCUCGACAGAAUUAUCUUCUGGAGCAGUACAAGGAGAAAAAACCUCAACCUGCUCAGAUCCUGCAGGACGUCCUGAGCGCCAGAGGGCCCUUUCAGGCCAGCCUGGCUUCGACCUCAGACCCUGAUAAGAAGCAGAUGAUGGAGCGGCUGGACGCUGCUGUAGCCGACGCUCUGGAGCCCCUGCAGGGGGCGCUGGAGAGCAAAGCAGCAGAUGUUCAACCUCUGGCCCAGGCGCUGCUGGAGAGCUCCAAAGACCUGCUGGCCGACUGGUUGGACAAACAGUUUGGAAGUCAAGUCACAGAGAAUUCAAUCUUCUCCAUCCUCCCCAAGUACUGGGAGGGAGAGUAUCAUAAAGACAUGGAGGCCCUGAACGUUCUCCCUCCUGACGUCCUGACUCGGGUCAGUGAGUACGUUCCUGAGAUCGUGGAGUUUGUGAAGAAGAUCGUCUCCAACGGUUACGGGUACGAGUCCAACGGCUCGGUUUACUUCAACACCUCUAAGUUUGACUCCAGCCCACAGCACUCAUACGCCAAGCUGGUUCCGGAGGCCGUGGGAGACCAGAAAGCUCUGCAGGAGGGAGAAGGUGACCUGAGCAUCUCUGCUGACAGGUUAAGUGAGAAGAAGUCCCAGAAUGACUUUGCCUUGUGGAAAGCCUCCAAACCUGGAGAACCUUCCUGGGACUCUCCAUGGGGGAAGGGGCGUCCUGGAUGGCACAUCGAAUGUUCAGCCAUGGCCGGCUCCAUCCUGGGGGAGUCGAUGGACAUCCACGGCGGAGGGUUUGAUCUCCGGUUCCCUCAUCACGACAACGAGCUGGCUCAGUCUGAGGCGUUCUUUGAGAACGAUCACUGGGUGCGUUACUUCCUCCACACCGGACAUCUGACCAUCGCUGGCUGUAAGAUGUCCAAGUCUCUGAAGAACUUCAUCACCAUUAAGGACGCCUUGGCCAAGAACACAGCCCGGCAGCUCCGUCUGGCGUUCCUCAUGCAUUCCUGGAAGGACACUCUGGACUAUUCCUCCAACACCAUGGAGUCGGCCGUCCAGUACGAGAAGUUCAUGAACGAGUUCUUCCUGAACGUGAAGGACAUCCUGAGAGCUCCUACCGAUGUCACCGGUCAGUUUGAGAAGUGGGAGGAAGCCGAGGUGGAGCUCAACAACAGUUUCUACGACAGGAAAGCUGCCGUCCACGAGGCUCUCUGCGACAACAUCGACACCCGGACCGCCAUGGAGGAGAUGAGGGUUCUGGUGGGUCAGAGCAACAGCUACGUCGCCAGCAGGAAGAACGCCAAGCUGAGGCCGAACCGGCUGCUGAUGGAGAGCAUCGCCGUCUACCUCACCAACAUGCUGAAGAUAUUUGGUGCCAUUGAAGGAUCCGACCCGAUUGGUUUCCCUGUUGGAGGACAGGAUCAGAGCGUGGAUCUGGAGAGCACCGUGAUGCCGUACCUCUCCGUGCUGUCGGACUUCAGGGAGAACGUACGGAAAAUCGCCCGAGAGCAGAAAGUGAUGGAGCUGCUGCAGCUCUGCGACGAUGUCCGUGACGAAACAUUACCAGAGCUGGGAGUCCGACUGGAAGAUCAUGAAGGUUUGCCUACUGUGGUGAAACUGGUGGACAAGGAGACCUUACUGAAGGAGAAAGAGGAGAAGAAGAAGAUUGAAGAGGAAAAGAAAAAGAAGAAGGAAGAAGCUGCCAGGAAGAAACAGGAACAGGAGAUGGCCAAACUGGCCAAGAUGAAGACGCCUCCAUGUGAGAUGUUUCGCUGUGAAACGGACAAAUAUUCCAGUUUUGAUGAAACGGGUUUUCCCACCCAUGAUGCUGAAGGGAAGGAGCUCAGUAAAGGACAAGCCAAGAAGCUGCGUAAACUUUACGAGGCUCAGGAGAAGCUUCACAGCGAGUAUCUUCAGAUGAACCAGAACGGAAAUUGACAGACCAGAACAUCCAUCCACUCCCCUGCAGAAUAAAAGCUACCGGCUCACCGUUUGUCUCCUGUUCAUCUUGUUCUGGAUCAGAAAACAGGGGUUUUUGUUGUUUAUUCUUUCAGACUGACGAUUACAGGUAACCAUGCAUAAUUUUUCAAAAUAAGAGCAGGAAGAACUCAGCGACAGAAACAGACUUUUUUCUUUCUCUGUUGACUUUGGUCGACGUUCACAUCAGCAGAACUCUGUUGGAGGUUUGACUGAAACUCCACCGGUUGGUUCGAGGAUUAAAGGAACUUUUUGCUACAAAUGGAAGCUCCCGCACACACAGGUGACAAAUUAAAAGAAAAACCAACAUCAAGUGUUUUAGUGAAGUGAUUUUCCACCGUGAACCUUCAUCGUGGAUUCUCCAGGUCUCUGCUGGAAUAAUGAACAUAGAAUCUGUCACAUAUGUUCAGCGUUUUCCUUUAAUUUGUCACCUGCUUUUUGGCUGAAGGCACUAGAGCUGCAGCUCAUGAUUAUUUUUAGAACAGAUUAAUCUGCAGACUAUUUCCACAAUUCGUUUUGUCUGCAGAAGUCAAGAAAAUAAAGGAAAUUAACAUUAUCAUCACUUCCAACCCAAGAAGCUUGUUCAAAUUGCUCAUUUUAUUUGAGGAAACAAAGUUUAUCAUUAUAUUUAGUUAUUAAAAGCAAAAAAUAGUUGCAGCAUAACAGCUGGAAACGGCUGCUGUUGGGACUUUAACCUUUUAAAAUGACAAAAGAUUGAUUGAUAGCUGCAGCUCUAGAAGGAAACUGUAAGAAAAACCAGUCCUGAAUCUACUGCUGGAGCUGGUUGAAUUAUUGUGGAAUUAGAUUUGUGCCACUUUUAUCAAAUAACAUUACAAUAAAUCUAAAAAAUUUAAAUCCCACAUGUGAAGUUUGGGUCCGAACUGCCAACAUAAUCCAGGCAACAGAAAAAGUCUAAUGAGAGAAAAACAAGCAGAAAAAACUGAAAAAGAACCAAAGAGACGACUCUUUUCUCUUAAAGUCGUAUUUUUAUUUGAUAUAAAAAUGUUUGAUUAAAUCAACACAAAUCUGAUGGGUUGGUUUUGGGAUUUGCAUUUUUGGACCUUUUAGUAGAAAAAGUCUCACUUUUUACAACAACAAAAAAACAGCAUCUUUUACAGACUCACGCAAGCAAAAUCAUCAGAAAUCUACGUUUAAACAGAACUAAUACCAUAAAAGACACAUUGAGGUGCAUUUUUACAUCAGUUAGGUAAAAAACCAGACAUUGGAUGAAAUGCAGAAGUAUAUUUUUUAAAAGUACCAUUUUAAUGGUGAUAACACUUUUUAGUGAAGUAGAAAAGAAACUCUUCUGUGUUUUCUGAUUUUACUGCUGAACCUGCAACGUUUUAGAUCAUUUCUCAAGCAUUCCUUAUUUUAUUUAGAAAAGAAUAUCUUUUAUUUUCGGGUCAUUUGAUCACAUUAAUUUUAAUUUAUCUGCCAUGAAUAUUACUAAACUUCCCAUAGAAAUGCGUUUCAACUAUUUAAAAAUAAUCCUACUUUGGAAAACAUACAUUUGAGAAUCUACCAACAAAAAACCACCAGACAGGAUAAAACUACAUUAAUACAGAAUCUCAGUGGUGGACAUUAAUGGCUAAUUAACCCUCAUGUCGUCCUGCGGGUCAAAAUUGACCUGGUUUAAAGUCUGAAAAUGUGGGGAAAAAAAUAUAUUUUCACAGUGAAACUUCUGAUGUCCACAUUUUAAUUUUUGGGGGAAAUCUUUGAAUAUUUUUUGGUGGAAAAAAAAUGUUUAAAAUAUCUCUUAACAACAUUCACAUAAAAUCACAUAAAAAUUUAUGUGAAUGUUCUUAAGAAAAUAUUAGAAGUUUUACUGAUAUAUAUGGAAUCACUUUAGAUAUUUUUAGGAUUUUUUUGGACAUACUUUACUAAUUUUUUGAAAAUAUUCACAAGAAUUUUCUUGCCAAAUUUGGGGGAUUUUUUUGAAAUAAAACUUUUAAGGGAAACUUUUAAGGAAUUGUUGGGUUUUUUUUCCUGAAGGUUUUGCAAAUUUACAGAAAUUUGGGGAAUUUUUUUGCUGAAUUUUUGGAUUUUUUUCAGACAAGGAAACAAUAUUUUUAGGUGCAAGUAAAUGAGGACAACUGGAGGGUUAAUCAAACUUGGAUAUUCAUUGUUGUUUAAUUUCUGUCAAACUUUCAGGACGUUUAGUUGCUAAAUAUCCUGAAAUCCUAAAUUUCAAAUGAAUCCAGUAAAAAAUGAUUGAUGAGGAUUCAAAAAACUUCAACCUUAACAAGGGAUUUUGAUCAAAGAUUUUAGAUUUUUUGGAAGAGAAUCAUGAACAUGUCGGGUUAAGGUUCGGAAGAAGUGAGCUGCCCUGGAAUGACCCUUAAUUACUAGAUAAUCUUUAAAAAAUAAGGCUCAUAUUAUUCUAUGUGUUUCUGUUAAACCUGCAGCUUUUUAGUACAUAAAUGCAUUGGCCUGUUUUUAAAACCUACAGUCUCGUUAAUAGAAGAGGAAAUAGUGCGUUUACUGAGGGCCUACUUUCAGCUGCGGAAUGAUACACAUUUAGUAAAGAUUCUACCGAUGAUUUGUGAUAAAAGCUAAAACUAUCAGCAGAUGGUGCUUUAAAAGUGGGCAGCUGACAGAUUUAACCUCCUGGAAACCAGAUGACCAGGAGCUUUUUAUUCCUUCGCCGUCCAUCGUUAGGGUUUUGUAUUUUUGUUAAUUAAUGCAGAUUUGAUUUAGGAAGGAGCAUUUAAAAAAAAAAAAAAAAAAAAAAAAGAAGCGCUGAUUCCUGGUGGAGGCCAGCUUUGUGUUUAAACCCUUUAAUGCCAGAUAAUUAUCAUUACUGCACACAGUAGAAAAACAUCUAGAUUUAUUUUGAUAUCUUCAUGUCUGCUGUCUCAAUAAAGGCUUGAACUGGA